Messenger RNA from Lactuca virosa, 3818 nucleotides. The record is from the annotation of a GenBank genome assembly. NCBI's taxonomy places the organism in Eukaryota, Viridiplantae, Streptophyta, Magnoliopsida, Asterales, Asteraceae.
CAGUGUUUCCUGAAACAAUCAUAAACUUGGAUGAAACCCUUCGAUCCAAGAAAGUAAUCUUGAUGGCGAACGCAACUCCGACUUAGUUUCAAGCUAAUUAAAAUGGAUUUCGUCGAAUUGGAAGCAAUCGAAGGCCUACGAUGGUCAUGGAAUUCAUGGCCAGUAUCAAGAACCGAAUCAAACGAUCUGAUAAUCCCUUUGUCCAUAAUGCAAACUCCAUUGAUGAAAUUCAACGAACUUCCACUCCUAUCCUACGAUCCAUUGAUCUGUUCUCGAUGUGGCUCCGUCUUAAACCCGUACGCUCGUGUCGAUUACCCUUCUCGAAUCUGGAUUUGCCCUUUUUGUUAUCAGAAGAAUUCAUUUCCAAGAUCGUACGCCGAAAUCGGCGAGAACAAUAUUCCUGCUGAGCUUUUCCCAACUUACAGUACUGUUGAAUACCAAUUAGGUCACCAGGGUUUGAUGACCCCGACCCGGAUGAAUUCCAAUCCGGUUCACAAUUGGGGAACUAGUAACGGAUCAGGGUUGGCUAAAUCGAAUUCUUCCUCGUUUUCUUCGUCUUCUUUGUCGAGUUUAGAUCAACGAGGGUUAACAGAGAGGGGGAUGGGGAUUUGGCCGGUGUUUGUUUUUGUCGUUGAUGGUAGUUCAAGUGAGGAUGAACUUCAAGCACUUAAGAAUGAGUUGCUGUUGAUUGUUGCACAGUUGCCGGAAAAUGCCAUGGUAGGGUUGAUUGUUUUUGAUUCAAUGGUGAGGGUGUAUGAUCUUGGGUUUACUGAGUGUUCACGGGUGGUUGUCUUACAUGGUGAACGCAAGCCUUCUUCUAGCCAGAUCAUAGAAUUUCUGGGAAUCAAUCCCACAAGACAACAACUUGGAAAACCACAAAAUACACAAAAACACAAUUUCAUUUUACCAAUCUCCGAAUGUGAAUUCAACAUUACCACCGCCAUCGAAGACAUCCGCCACUCACCACCACCAUCCUCCGGCCACCGCCCUCCCCGGUGUACCGGAGCCGCCAUACUAGUCGCCAUAGCCCUUCUAGAAGGUUCUCUAGUCCCCACCGGGUCCCGCAUCAUGGUAUUCACAUCCGGGCCCGCAACCAUCGGUCCCGGCACAAUCGUAUCCCAAGAUCUCAACCAAUCAAUCCGAACCCACCGAGACAUCAACACCGGGAACACCGUUUUUUAUAAAAAAUCUUCCGAUUUUUAUAAACAAAUAUCCGAAAAACUAUCCGAUUUAUCGAUGGUUCUCGAUCUUUUUGCGUGUUCGUUGGAUCAAAUCGGGGUCACGGAGAUCCGACCCGCGGUGGAGCGAUCCGGCGGGUUCGUGAUGCUAUCCGAAUCAUUCGAAUCGGAUCAAUUCAAAAAAUGUUUACGCCACAUUUUUUCGCGCGAUGAAGACGGGUUUUUAAACAUGUGUUUCGAUGUAACAAUCGAAAUAAUCACAACAAAAGACGUGAAAGUAUCCGGGGCAAUCGGCCCGUGUGUUUCGACCCGGAAACAAAACGGGUCGAACAUUUGGAAACUCGGGACAAUAACCGAUAAAACAUGCAUCACGUUUUUAUUUGAAAUCACCCAAGAACAAAAAGCACAACCGGGAACCGCGUUUUUCAUACAAUUCAUAACAAAAUAUCGACACGGAAACAUGGGGUUUAGGAAACGCGUGACGUCGGCGGCUCGGCGGUGGGUUAGCGGCGGGGCACCAGAGAUUGCCGCCGGGUUUGACCAGGAGACCGCGGCGGCAGUCAUGGCGAGGUUGGCGGUCCGGGAGACGGAAAGGAAUUUUCCGAGGGAGGUCGUACGGUGGCUCGAUAAGGAGCUUAUCCGUUUCGCCGGAAAGUUCGGGGAUUAUAUUCCGGAAGAUCCUGGAUCUUUCCGGUUAUCUGCAAAUUUUUCUCUCUACCCACAAUUCAUGUAUCAUUUAAGAAGAUCACAAUUUAUAGAUGUUUUCAAUAGUAGUCCGGAUGAAACCGCGUUUUUUCAAAUGAUGUUGAAUCGGGAAUCGGUGAUUGGGUCGUUGAUUAUGAUCCAACCGACGUUGACCCGGUUUUCGUUUGACGGGCCACCGGGUCCGGUUCUUUUGGAUAUCGGGUCGGUGUCACCGGAUGUGAUUUUGCUAUUUGAUUCGUAUUUUUAUGUGGUGAUUCAUUAUGGAUCGAAGAUAGGGCAGUGGAUGAAAAUGGGGUAUGAUAAGGAUCCGGGGCAUGAGAAUUUCAGGAGGUUGUUGGAGGCGGUGGAGAUUGAGGCGGCUCAGCUGGCGGCUGAGCGGAUUCCGGUGCCGAAAGUAGUGAGGUGUGAGCAGCAUAGUAGUCAGGCGAGGUUUUUGUUAGCAAAGUUGAACCCUUCGGUUACACAUAAGUCGAGUUAUGUUGUUGAUGGGGCUGAGGUUGUGUUGACUGAUGAUGUGAGUUUGGAGGUUUUUAUUGAACAUUUGCAGGAAUUGGCUGUUCAGGGAAGGUGUUGUGCAUUACGGAUUAUGUGGAUUCACGUGGGUUUUGUUAAAUCGGAAAAUAGUAUGUUGAUUGGGGAAAUGUAUAAAUGUCUUUGUCAUGCAUCAGGCCAAACCGAGCGUGAACCCGACCGGUCUUUUUGGUCUGGUGGGCUUGAACCUUUGAACCUGAUCGGUGGUCCGAUUCAAGAUUCGUAUGGCCCGAUCUAUGCAUACUUCUACUACAAGAGUACAAGAGAAACGAAGCACGUCGUUCGAUUCCAUCAAUCAGGAUUUAUUUUACAACGAGGUGCCGUAAAGCACUUGCGUUACUCUUUGGUACUUUUGGGCGAAUAUCAACCGUACCUUGGAGGAAUAUGAGAAACUAAAUUCACAAUACGGCUAAAUCAUUUCUCUACAUCCAUUCUUUGAAUGUUCUUUGAAGUAUACUACAUGGGUCAUCUUUAAUAGUGAUAAUGGAAAUGGCGCAACUCAAGCUUAUUGCAAAAACAAGCUUGAAAAGUUGAACUCAAAAGGAUUUGAAAUAAUAUUAAUUGCUUGAGGAGGUAUUGGAGUCGCCAAAGGCUAAAAUACAAAAAAUGAUCAACAACAGUCCUUUGUAUUUCUUUCAUAAAAGUUGACUCCAUGGGUAUUUUUGCUAACAAUUUGUAGUUUUGCUGACCUCCGAAAACCAUAAGUUGGACUUGAUGGAAAGGCUUGUGCAGAUGUUGGUCAAAAUGGUUUAAUGGCCUUGUACAACACUUUAUUCAGCCACGUAAAGCUGUUAGCUUAAAUACAUGUUUAUUUUGGUCAUUUCUAACACAAUGCUCUUUUCCAAAUCUCGCGUUGUUUUCUUUUUCAUUUUAGAGAAUAAAAAAUUUAUUAAUUUUUAUCAUAAUGAAAGUUUCAAAAAUCAUAAGAUUGAUAUCUUCCUCUAACUACUGGUAUAUAUAUUGAGUUCUCACCAGAAAAUACAACUCAAGGAUCCCCAGUGACAGUUACUACAAGGUAACGUUAAUUAUAACCUACAUUUUUGGUUUUUGUUCUUUACUGAAUCAAUUGGUGAUGUUGUUCUAUGGAGACUCUUUUUUCUAUCAUGUUCAUGUAACAGUAUUGAUUUUGGCUAAAAUUCCCCCCAAAAAAAGUUUUAGCCCCAAAAAUCAUAUAAUCUGAAUUGAAAUUGUUUAAGUUCUGCCAAUUUGUAUAAUUUAACUAACCUAUAUUGUGUGUGUACAGUUUUAUUGAGUUUUGACCAAGUCACUUGAUAGAAUUGAAUUCUUCCUUCAACAAUCUUCAACUCUGCUGGCUCUUUCUGUAUGUUUUUUGUUAUUAAAUUGUUUUGCUAAUAUGUUGUAAACUUCGUUUUGUGUAUAAGGCUAUGCAACGAUGUGUUAAAG